Molecule: messenger RNA, 1773 nt
Organism: Parastagonospora nodorum SN15
Lineage: Eukaryota; Fungi; Ascomycota; Dothideomycetes; Pleosporales; Phaeosphaeriaceae
Exons: 2
Coding region: 1-1773 (590 amino acids)
Biological process (GO): protein localization to vacuole
Cellular component (GO): vacuolar membrane
Source: RefSeq, a predicted model, not a curated record
AUGGCGCUCAUACAAACAAGCCUCAUCUGGGUGGCCUACGCCGUCGCCAUCGCCAUUCUCCUCGCCAUAGCUUCCAUCUUCGUCUUCCUGUACCAGAAGCCGAGAGAUCGGGCCGCAUCGGUUACCGUUGUGUGCAUCUUCACGACCCUCGCACUGCUUGCGACCGUUCUCCUCAUCCCCGUCGACGUCGCUCUCGUCUCGUCCACGUCCAGAUCGAGCCUAGGCCAGAAGAAGGACUGGGCCACGCCAGACAAGGUCCACGGCAUCGUCCGCACCCUCGAGAUUGUCUACUACACGCUCUAUUCGCUUGAUGCGCUGCUCUGUCUGAUCGUUGUGCCCUUCACCUACUUCUGGUACGAGGAAUACGACGAGGACGCGGCCGAGCAUGGCGAGCAGACGGCUGGCCAGCGCAUCUGGGGCGCCUUCAAGUACACCAUCGCCUUCCUCGUCUUCGUUGUCACCAUCUUCCUGAUUGGCUUCUUCGUUCCCUUUGCAAAGCAGGCCAAGGACGACAAGCGCCUCGACCUGGACUACUUCAAGCACCUCCUCUCUGAGAACCAUGGAGAACGUGCUCUCGCAUUCGCACUUGGUCUUCUGAUGACUGUCGGUACCGUUCUGUUUGUCCUCUACACCGGAGCCGGAAUGGCAAUGCUGCCCGUGGCCAUGAUCAAGUCCGCACCCUAUGUCUCGAACCCUACCCUAGCCGCCAACACUGCGUCCCAGCUCGAGGCCAACCGUGAGCGCCAGAGGCAGCUUGAAGGCCGCAACGAAGGUCGCGAUGGAGGACUCGAUGCCCGUGAUAGGCGCGAGCUCGAGUCCCUCAUCCGGGAAGAGCGUACCCUGAUCCGCCGUGAGCGUCUUGCUGCCGAAUCAAGCGGCGAGGACCGUCACUGGAUCGUCAAGACAUGGAUCAAGAUUGAGGCCGUGUUCCGCCCGCUCAAGCUCGUCGGUGGACUGCUGCUCAUCGUCGUCGCCCUGGUCAUCUUCGCCAGCAUGCUCAUCACCGGCAUUGACAAGGCUAAGAACUCAAUCUGCGGCGCCCACUGUGGUUACAUCCUCGGUCACAUCAACAUCUUCCAGCCACUGAACUGGGUCCUAGUCAAGUCAUCCAAGGUCUUCCCCAUUGACUACGUCCUGUUCCUGCUCCUGGUCUUGUUCUUCUUCUCCGCAUCCGUCGUUGGUAUCGCGACAGCCGGCAUUCGCUUCCUCUGGCUCACUCUCUUCAAGAUCCGCAAGGGGCAUACUUCUCCCCAGGCCAUGUUAAUGGCGACUGUCCUACUCACUCUGAUCGUACUAGGUAUCAACUACUCCGUCGCCAUGGUUGUCGCUCCACAGUACGCCACCUUUGGUCCUCAGACCUACUGUGACCUGAGCACCAACUCCCGCGACGAGACGCCUGACUGCUCAGAGCACAAGGACCUCAUCAAGCCAUGCAGCGAGCUUGCCAAGAACCCCUCUGCCCAGGACGUCUGCACACCAUCCGUCCUGAGCACCUUCAUCAACCGCGUCACCAUCAACUUCCCCUUUUUUGGUGUCGUUUUGUUCUGGUCUCAGUUUGCCUUCCUCGGCGUGUACCUGAUCGUCUUCGUCACAACCCUUUUCCGCGUUCCUAAGAUUGACCAGGACCAGGUCGAUCGUGAUCUUGAGGAAGAAGAGGAAGAGGGUCUUCUUGCCAGCACUGGACGCCGAUUCAAUGCUACCUGGCAAGACAUCACCGGCCGCUCCAAGCAGACGUAUGGCGCGACCGAGUCCAGGAACGGAGAGCACAGCUAA